Messenger RNA from Agelaius phoeniceus (red-winged blackbird), 1850 nucleotides. It is a transcript of the gene BAG4, whose product is annotated as BAG cochaperone 4. Gene Ontology annotation, cellular component: membrane; cytoplasm; cytosol. NCBI's taxonomy places the organism in Eukaryota, Metazoa, Chordata, Aves, Passeriformes, Icteridae. Gene Ontology annotation, biological process: protein stabilization. The record is from RefSeq and is a predicted model, not a curated record. Gene Ontology annotation, molecular function: adenyl-nucleotide exchange factor activity; protein-folding chaperone binding.
AUGGAGUCCCGCACGGCCGGGCCGGGCCCGCCCGCGGCGGCCGCGCAGGCGAUGGAUUCUCCCUAUGCCAACGGAGCCUACAGCCCCCCGUACCCACACUACGCCAGCCUGCCCCAGGCACGGGGCUUCUACUGCUCGGGGCCCCCGCGCAGCCCCUACCCCCCGGAGCCCACGGGCCUCUACCGGCCCCCGUCGCCCGCUCCCGCCUGGAGCUACGUCCCCCCCGAGUGUCCCCCCGAGGGCUCGGCCCUCCGCAGGCACCCGGUGCCCGGCUACUCCCCGCCACAGACCCCAGGAAUGCCAAUGCCGCAGUAUCCCUACGGAGACAGCAGCGCAGGGCUGACAGGGCAGGGCCCAGUGCCACAGCCCCGAGCCCUGGAGGACACCUGGGGCCCCCACUCUGGCUUUGGGGUGCAGCCUCGCUACGCCUGGCCCGCCUCAGGGCACGGCAGCCUCUACAUCUCGGAUUCACAGCCAGCCUGGAGCGGCAGCGGGGCCCCUUCCCACCCUCCCUCCUGGGACUCACAGGCACAGGACUCUGUCUACGACAGAGCUGAGCAAAGCCCCGGCCAGCACAGUUACUAUUCUGAUGGCAACCAGCGGCACUCAGUGAACGAGCACAGGGUGGCCAAGCCUGCCCCAUCCCAGCCCAGGGUGCAGUACAGUGCCCAGCCCCAGCUCUAUGACCACACCUCACGGAAACCCAUGGCCAGGAGCCAGGAGCUGGGCUUCAGACCUGCUGAGCAGCCUGCCACACAUCCUGCAGCCCUGCAGCCAGAGAUUCAGAGGAUCCUCCACGUCAUGGGGGAGGCUGAACAGCUGGAGGAAGAGGUGGAUGAGUUUGUAGGGAAAAAGACAGAUAAAUCCUACAGGCUGCUGGAGGAGAUGUUGACCAAGCUGCUGCUGGAGCUGGAUUCCAUUGAGACUGGGGGCCAGGACAGUGUCCGGCAGGCCAGGAAAGAGUCCGUCCACAGAAUUCAGGCCAUACUGGAAAAACUGGAAAGAAAGGGAUUGUGAAAGCACAUGAGCCACAACACACAGCCUGUUGUUGAGGUUCCAAAGAGUUCUUUUAAAUCUCAGCUCUUUCUGCUACGCACUAUUGACAAUGGAAUAGCAAUAAGCCCUGAGUUAACAAAUCAAAUUAAACCCACCAAAAAGCCAGCCCAGAAGCCCGGCCCCGACAAACAACUCAGCAAAGGACAAAUGGAGAGAGGUUUGAAGCAGCAAAAGCAUUGAAAGAAGAUGUUGAAGAGAAGUGGGCCAAGGAUGGAGCCCUGUGGGGUUGUGCCCAAUCUCUGGGUGCCUCCUACAGCCACAGCCAGGCUUCAGACACUCCUCAGAUGUGCUGCAACGUGCAGCCACCAACCAAGACUCUGGGCUUGUCCUCACUGCCUGUAAUUUCAGCUUCAGCUCCCUUGCCAUGAACCCCAUGUGUCCUCAGAGGGGUUGUUUGGGUUUAGUGCCCUCAAGGAGCACCACUGAAGAGCUGGAGGGAGGGACUGUGCUGGCACAUGUCACAUGGUGCUGUUCCUGCUGCGUGGUGCAGAGCCAGUGUGGGGUGUCCCUGUGGGCAUAGGAACAGACUGGAAAUCCCCGUUCUGCCGCUGAAAGAAGUGCAAGUCAAGGCAAGAGCAGGGGCAGGAUGCUUGGAAGUGAUUUCCAUGUCACUUGGGUCAGAAUCCCCUGUUUUAUGUCCCUGUCCAUCCUGUGAGUUCUGUGUCCCACUGUGCAGCACCACGGGGAGGGAACAGCUCGGCCUGUUCCAGCCUCCUGGUUACCACCUGCACAGCAACUCACUGCUAUGUGUGGCACCUAAUAAACCCUGACAAGUUUUAAAUGUUAUUUUGUAA